Molecule: messenger RNA, 1476 nt
Organism: Durusdinium trenchii
Lineage: Eukaryota; Dinophyceae; Suessiales; Symbiodiniaceae
Source: the annotation of a GenBank genome assembly
AUGGGCAAAUCCGACGACUUCUUGGGUGAGUGCUGGCUGCCGGCGCUGGGCUCCCUGACGGCGGCGCCCAAGCGCUACGUGCUGCCCGUGACCAACGCGCCGCCCGAGAAGGGCGCCACACGAUAUCACAGCAAGAAGUUCAGCAAGGUCACCUGUGAAGGCCACUUGAUCGUGGACGCCUCGUGGACCUUCCCCAGCGAAACGGUGCCGCCCCUGCCGGAUGCAGCUGAUAUGGAGAAGAGGGUGAAGAGAGAGGAGAUCCUGCAUACGGGAAAGCUGAAGCUGAAGAUCAUCAAGGCCGAAGGCCUGCGCGGCGCGGACCGCGGCUUCCGGCGAGAAGGCAGCGAUCCCUAUGUGUGCAUGUACGUGAAGAACGAGGCCUUCUUCCGCCAGGAGAAGAUUCCACCCGGCUUCGAUGAGAACGGAUGGCACCAGACAGCCUUGGGCCGACACGAGUGCUACUGGACCACCAGCACGAAGAAGGCCACCAGGAAUCCCGAAUGGAACGAAGAGAAGGAGUUCAUGCUCAGGACCCGGGUGCUGCGGCAAAGGAAUGGAGUUGAAAGAGAGCUGGGAUUGAUAGGAGUGGAAGGGUUUGUGUUGGUUCCAGAGCAAGGGGGCUUUGGCUUGGGUCUCCCAUUGGAGCAGCCAGUCUGUGCCCUUGGCACAGACAGCUUGUAUGUAGAGCUGCUAGAUUCCAAACAGCUUCUGGAUGUGAUUGGCUGCCAGGUGCGGCACGCACUGGAACAGCUGGCUGCCAGCCGAGAUACCUCCGCACGCACAGGACUGGCCACGCGACACCGCGAUGACUACUACGCCGCGGUCUUGGGUAACAAGGAGGAAUUGCGCAUGUACUUUGGACCGAAGGAUACGAAGGAGAAGGAUGGUCCCGGCAUGAAUCACAACAUCCAGAUCUACUUGGGCGACAACAUGCACCAGUUCAAGGACAAGUUGGCCGCUGCCUGCAAGGCCGAAGCUGCUGUGGAGAAGAACCGAAAGCGGCAGCAGCAACUGGAGGCUGUGGCAAAUGACAUGUCCUACCGGCACUCGGUCAUGGUCUUCGUGCCCUCGCAACGGCUCCGCGAGCUGGCGCAGCAGGGCAAGGUGGGGGUGAGCAGCUACGAGUACAAGCGCCUCUACCGUAUCGAAGAGCAGGACCUUUGCACCUUCAUGCACUAUUCCAACAUCUACUCCUUUGGUCGAUCGGUGGCGCAGCGCCUGCGCGUGGUCGAUGGCACCGAACAGUGCUUCGGCUAUGCCAAGUUCCAACACCCCUCGGAUGGGAACUCCUUGGAGUGGAGACCGGCCUUGAUCAACCGGUCCGAGCAGGUGGGCACCAGCAAGAAGACCUUCAAAGUCUCCUAUGCCCCUCGGACCGGGUCGAUCCCUUAUACGCCGCUGAAAGAGCUGAAACCGCCGCGACCCUUAGGCGGCGGAGCUACCUACAGCCGCCUUAAGGCUGGAGGUAGGAGGUGA